AUGGCCGGCUUGACAGAAGUCAAAAACUCAAAGAUGACUUCAAAUGAUACUGCGCUGGUGAAAAAGAAGACUAAAUCCAGCGCUCCGAGAAGGCGCACUGGAUGUCAAACAUGUCGCAAACGAAGGAUCAAAUGCGAUGAGACGAUACCAGCUUGUACAAAAUGUGUCCAAGCUGGCUGGAAAUGCGAUGGCUACCCGUCAACUCCAGCCUCAACAGACACUUUAAGCAGUAAAAGUGCUUCGUUACACCCUUCCCAAAGGCCUCUCUUAUCUAUCACCAACUACUCCAUUCCCUUCAAAAUCCCAGGAAGCCAGAGAGACCGCCAGCUUCUUCACUAUUUCUGCGUCCAAGGAUCCUCCGACAUUACAGGCUUCAUUACUUCAGACUUCUGGUCCAAGGUUGUGCUUCAGGAGAGUCACCAAGACUCAGCAGUGCGACAAGCAUUGGUUGCCAUGAGCUCACUUCAUCUGGACUACGUGACGUCGGAAAGCCAAGCUGCGAGCGUUGCAACCUUGACACAUUAUGGAAAAGCUGUUCGUACGAUACGAAAACGACUUUCGCAACCGACAAGCGACACUACUAAAGUCGCACUGGUUUGUUGUAUCAUCUUCUACUGCUGCGAGAAUGCACUGGGAGAUUGGGAUGCAGCGCUUCAGCAUCUAAGUAAUGGUCUUAAACUGCUCAAGUCAGUUGGGGAAACUGAGAAUAUGAAAGAUUUGACGGUCAUCUUCGAGCGACUCGACAUGCAGGCUAGUUUCUUCCAAGAUGAUCGUGUGCCAAUCUUGAGUCUGCCAGACUGGAAGGAAUACGUCAAUGCGAUGCCGGAGCAAGGCUUUUCCAAUGCACAAGAAGCUCAUGAGAGUCUCGUGAAACUUCAGUCAUGGCUCUACAACUUCGUUAAUAGGCAUGCUGAGCUUCAUGAAGCCAGCGUGGAUCUCCUGAGCGCGGAUGUCUUGGAUGAAAAGGAUGCGCUUGUACAGGCGUACAAUCGCUGGAGUCAUGCGUUCAAUGACCUACAACUUGCUAAGAAAGAGGAGAAUCAAGGGACAUACGGCCUUCGGGUAUUACUGAUUCACUUUCAUAUCUGUCAAAUGAUUUUGGAGUCAAAGUUUCCUGUCAACGAAGAAAUCUUCGGAGCUUCGCCCAACCCGACAGCGCACAAAAUACUGGAUUUGAUAGAAACACUACUGGACCACACAACAAAGCUCAAUUCUUCACCGACCGCAACUCAGACUCCACGUCGCAACUUUUCGCUGGAAAGUGGCGUCGUUGCUCCGCUAUUCGCAUUGGCUCUCAAGUGCUCAGAUGAGUCGGUGGCUACGAGAGCAGCAGGGAUGCUUUCCUCGACGCACAGAAGGGAGGGCCUGUAUGAUGCGCAGACUAUGGCGCAGAUUCUCAAUCAGUUAAGAAUAUCAAGAGAUGGAGAUCUUGGAAUCAAGGAAGAAGCCACGAGCGAUAAUGGGAUAGUGAGUGCUUUGGAGUAUCACAUACCUGGGACCUAUGAGGGCGGCGGGAUAGAUAAGCUGCUCGCUUCGAUGAGGAUAUAG
Fusarium coffeatum is the source of this 1548-nucleotide messenger RNA. RefSeq lists its product as uncharacterized. Lineage: Eukaryota; Fungi; Ascomycota; Sordariomycetes; Hypocreales; Nectriaceae. Bases 1 to 1548 code for a protein of 515 amino acids. The record is from RefSeq and is a predicted model, not a curated record. Gene Ontology annotation, molecular function: zinc ion binding; DNA-binding transcription factor activity, RNA polymerase II-specific. The transcript is spliced from 2 exons. Gene Ontology annotation, biological process: regulation of DNA-templated transcription.